CGUCAUUGCCAGCCCAUAUUCAAGAAUCACACCCUCGAAUAUUCAAUUUCAAAAACUCCCCCUUCCAUUCCUUCCCUUUCUCUCUCACACACUCACACACUCCUCAUGAAUUCAUAAUCAAAAGAUUCGUUUCGUACGCGACGGCCCGACCGCGACACCACACACACAUACACACACUUUCUCUCUCUAAGACGCUAAUUUCUCCGAUGAACAGUUGAACGUUGUUAAGCCAAGGAAAACAAAAUAAAAUUAAUUAGUAUUAAUAAUACUCCAAAUCUCCAAUCCCUUGGUCCCAAAAAAAUCUACCUAACCUUCUCCUGAUCAACUUUUAAUCUCAUCCUUUUGUUCAAUCAAAGAUUAAAACUUUUGAUUAGUGAUAUUAUUAACGUAUGGACACACAAUUUGGGUUGUUUUUAUUGUCUUGUGAACCAAGUUUAUUCCUUUUUUUGAUUCUAUAGAGAUCCCUUUAUUCCUUAUUUCCCAUCCGGAUCUCUCUAUGCUAUGGUGUGACUAACCAAACCUCUCCCCAAAUUUUUUUAUUAUCAACCAUCCAUCCUCUUCUGUGCUUCUUUCUCUUUCUCUCUUCUCUCUCCUUAAAACCUUCCAUCCCUGUCAAAAAGGUUUAUAUAUAUUUCAUUUCCUGCCUAAGUCAAUCAUCUCAGACAGGACAGGGGUACUAUAAAUUGGAGCUUAGAAAUUUUAUAUAAAGGAGGGAGAAAAGAAUUAGAAGAGAGAAAAAAAAAAAAGAUAGGAACUUCACAUCAAUAUGACUAUCAUGAAUUUGAUCAACCACCACCAACUUCACAAAAACCAUAAUCAUCCUCUUAAUGGUAGUGGUGGUGGCUGCAGUGAUUACAACGACAAAAUGCAGAGAACCCAAGAUUAUGUUGAGGCUUUGGAGGAAGAACGUAAGAAGAUUCUUGUUUUCCAGCGUGAGCUUCCCCUUUGUCUUGAACUUGUUACUCAAGCUAUUGAAACAUGCAAACAGCAAUUAUGUGGGACGAUUAGCGAGUAUAAUUUUCAUGCCGAUAAUUGUUCGGAGCAGACCUCAACUGAAGGCCCUGUUUUGGAAGAAUUUAUUCCUCUGAAGAGGACGUUGUCUUCUGAUGAUGAUGAAGAAGAUGAGGAACAAUCUCAUAAGGCCAAGAAGAGUAACACCAGCAAUGGUAAUGAAAAGGCGUCAUCUAAUAAGAAGUCAGAUUGGCUUAGAUCUGUUCAGCUAUGGAAUCAGACCCCAGAUCCACCUAAGAAUGAGGAUUCACCAAAAAAGGCCUCGGUUGUGGAGGUGAAGAGAAAUGGAAGCGGUGGAGCUUUUCAUCCAUUUAAGAAAGAAAAGAGUGUUGGGCCUAAUAAUGCUACCACAAAAUCAUCUGAAGAGGCCCAAAAGGUCUGCGAUCGGGCUGCUGUCCCGGCGGCUGAAGCUAGUUCAACGGCGGAGACAGGCGGCGCCGGCGCCGGCGGGAGUGGAAAUGCAGGAAACAACAACAACAACAAGAAGGAAGAAAAAGAAGGGCAAUCUUCUUCUGGAAGGAAAUCAAGAAGGUGUUGGUCACCUGAACUUCACAAACGAUUCUUGUUAGCCCUUCAACAACUCGGUGGUGCACAUGUCGCCACACCUAAACAAAUUAGGGAGUUAAUGAAGGUGGAUGGGCUCACCAAUGACGAAGUCAAAAGCCAUUUACAGGUUCGUUAUUGCAACCUUAUCUUUCUAUUCUUCUUCCUUUCUCUCCGAAUUUCCUCUUCCCUUUUUAGAGGCAUUAUAAUUAAUGGAGUAGCUAUUUAAACACAUUGUAAGACAGAUUGAAACAAGUUUUGUAACGGUCCACCUAGUAUUUUUAUCUUUUUAGCCACUAUUCACAUACUGGGUAGCAGAAUCUCAUUAUAAACGUUACUUUUUACGUCUCAAAAUAAAAGAAGAUAGAAAUAGUCGUGUUUGUUAAAAUGUCUCUUUUUGAGGGUCGGAGGGAGUAAUUUUGGUAGUGGAGCAUCUCUUAUUGUGAGGAGAGAUAUCAAUUGAGAGCAAAAGGAUAUCCUUGAGUUCAAAAUGUUCCUUCACGCUAAAGAAGAAUCAUCAGCUGCUUUAAUUUUGGUCUCAAUUUGGGAUGUAACCGAUCUUUUUAUUAGCUUUAUUCUAGCUUUUUUCUCCUAGGCCAUGUCUUGUACUCCUUCCAUUCCAUUUUAAUAGCAUCACUUCUCAUUUUGGGAUGUUUCAAAACUUAGUCUAAUUUCUGACAAUUUAUUAACGUUUUCUAUAAACUCUUUAAUAUAUCCUUUCCACUUUUACUGAAAUCAAGAACAUUUAAUUAAUUUCAAUUAUUACUCUCUCAUAUUAACUAAUAACUCAUUAAUCAUUAAUAAGGAUGUGGUAGGAAUUUUAUUUAAAAUUAACUAUACAAACUAUAUUACUCAUUUUUUUCUUAGUCUUCGCGUAUAUCUAAGUGGGUGUAUUGAAUUGGAAUGGAAAGAGUAACAUUUUUAGACAAUAUUUCUUGUAGUCCAAUUUUUCAAACUUGCACUUGUAGUGGACCUACAAAGGCUUCGUAAAUGAAUUAAUCUGUUUCACUAUUAUGUAUCAAUCGUGUCAGUUUCAUAGUUACAUAUGGAUGUCUAAAAUCUUUUUUAUUGAUUGAUGAUUGCAGAAAUACCGAUUGCAUAAUAGAAGACCUAGUCCAUCUAUGCACAACAAUAACAAUCCACAGGCGCCACAGUUUGUUGUGGUAGGGGGAAUAUGGGUUCCACCACCAGAAUAUGCUGCAAUGGCUACAACCACCACCGGUUCCGGUGAAGCCUCGGGCGGAGCCAACUCCAACGGAAUUUAUGCCCCAAUAGCCACAUUACCUCCUCCCUUCCGAGAUCCAUCUACAUCGGGAAAGCAAAGGCAACAACAUAAGCAAUCGCAAGAUGAUCAUCACGACUGUGGCAGUCACAGUGGUGGUGAUCAGGUACAUUCUAACUCUCCGGCCUCCUCUUCCGCCACCGAUACCACCACCACCUCGCCAAACUACUGAUCCCUUUUGUGAAAAAAGUGUAGAAAAAUUUUGUUACAGGAGGACAUCCAUCCAGCUUGUAAACUUUGUAGUCAUAUCAUCAUAUACAACAAGAGGGAAUAUAGAGUUGUUUCUGUGCUUCUUUAGCUUCUCUGCUUAAUUUUUUUUUUUUUGACUGUAUUUCUCAUCUUGUCAUUUUGUGAAGAACCUCUCGAAUAAUUCUAAAUUGACAGUGACAGUAUAAUUUAAGCCAAGCAUCAACAUUUAUGCUCCCAUUGCCCUGG
Molecule: messenger RNA, 3271 nt
Organism: Oldenlandia corymbosa var. corymbosa
Lineage: Eukaryota; Viridiplantae; Streptophyta; Magnoliopsida; Gentianales; Rubiaceae
Source: the annotation of a GenBank genome assembly